AUGACUACUUCAACUGGUUAUCCGCCUCUGCCGGAUUCCCCCCCGCUAUCAGCGGGCCAACCUGACGAAGUCAAAUCUUUUCUUCCUCAAUCAAGUUCUACGAAUGAGAGAGGCUCUACCGACCAAGCUUUGGAGCAUUUAGGACAUAUCGGUGACGGCGAUGCUACGAACCAAGCUCCAAGCCUUGAAGAUGAACAUGCAAAUGAGGCGGCCUUCCCAACAGAGCCUCUGGUCGUCAAUGGAGGAAUGGAGAUAUAUGAAGCCUCAAGAUCAGUGAGACGUCAAAGCGUUUUCGAACAAUCACAAGAUAAUAGCGGCUUUUCUGUGGCGGGUUUGGGGUCCAACGUACUUGUUGCGCCAGCCAUGGUGAGGAGUCACGGUUUCUAUGGCUUUCCCAACCAGCAGCAGCAGCAUUGCGCGAGUUAUCAACAACACGCCAUGCAAUAUCAGCAGCCAUACUGCCACCCGAUGGCACUCAACACCCUGUCGGAUUCUUCAAUCAAUUAUCAUUACGCCAAUGAGCUUAAUAGACGAGAUUGUCAGCUACAUGAAGUUCAGCGGGACAACCAUCACCUUCGUGAACAGCUCGAAGUCUCGAACUCUGGAAUGGCAGCCCAGAUGGCCGAAAACGAACAAUUGAGGAUAUCUAAUCAACAACUCAUCGCCCGCAAAGAGGUUUUGGAGGUUGACAAUGGUUCUAUGAAAGACCAAAUUAAAGAACUAUCAGUCGAGAAGGAAAAGCUCGAGAGCUCUGUCGCUGGAAAAGACACCGUCAUCGACACUUUAUCCAAUUCUGAUCGGCAGAAGACAGAGCAGCUUCAAGAGCUAUCGACCGAGAACGAAAAAUUGAUAGACCUUCUCCGUCGAAAGGAUGCAGUCAUCAUGGAACAAGGGGAGACCAACCACCAGCAAGAAGAGAAAAUCGACAGUCUAAGCGGUGCAAACACUGAUCUACAAGAGAGAGUCAGGUACUUAAACCUGCAAGCUGAAGCUGGAGAUGCAGUGAAUCACAUACUGCAGAUCUCACGCAGUGAGGCAACUAAAAACCUUGAGGGUGCUAUGCAGACCUGCAGUAUGUUGAGUGCCGAGCUUAUCCAGAGACAAACCACGAUCCAUGAACUCCAAAGGCGUCUCAACACCGAAAAGACUCAACACGACGGAGCUAUUCUCCAGGUCGAAAAGCUCAUGGAUGAAAAUGCAAAAUUGACAAAUGAACUCAAGGACAUUGCCUCAGCGCUGGAAACAACUAUGCGAGCAGCUAGAGAAGAGAGCAAGAGAGAUAAUUUGAGGACACAGGAAAUCAGGACGAACGUCCACAAACUGAUUACCAGACUAGAUGAGACGUCAAAAGCUCUUGAUGCUGCCACCAGUCGAAACAAAGCCAUGGAGCAGGAAAUUGAAGAGCUUUUGGCAAAGUCCGACAAGAAGUCUAAGGAGAAUGAGUCUCGAUCUAAGCGUCAGGCUCGUCUGAAUGCUAUAGCGAUGAACGAAACGCUUUCUAAAGAACUUGAGGAGCAGAAAGACAUAAAUCAGGCUGUAGAGACGGAGAAGAACCAAUGGCAACGGAAGUUUGAGCAGUUGAGUGCCGAGGUAUCUUCUCCUGACAGACAGACAUGUCUAUACAACAUGGGAAUGUUUCUCACAAUUCUCGUUGUCUUUUUUCUCGCAGCUGGAAUUCUGGCGGCUUGGUUGUCUGGUUUUGACGGAGUUUUCAGAAUGCUGGCCAUGCAACUUCUCUCACAUCAUCCAUAA
Molecule: messenger RNA, 1752 nt
Organism: Cadophora gregata
Lineage: Eukaryota; Fungi; Ascomycota; Leotiomycetes; Helotiales; Ploettnerulaceae
Exons: 2
Coding region: 1-1752 (583 amino acids)
Source: RefSeq, a predicted model, not a curated record